This is a messenger RNA of Lathyrus oleraceus (garden pea), 2117 nucleotides long. RefSeq names its product UDP-glycosyltransferase 72E1. The transcript has a single exon. Gene Ontology annotation, molecular function: coniferyl-alcohol glucosyltransferase activity. Lineage: Eukaryota; Viridiplantae; Streptophyta; Magnoliopsida; Fabales; Fabaceae. The record is from RefSeq and is a predicted model, not a curated record. Bases 169 to 1653 code for a protein of 494 amino acids.
AAAUUAGCAGGAGAAAAUUAAAAUAUAGGGCUGCGGUUACACAUGUAGUCUUAAAAUCCAAUAAACUUCUUCCUGUUCACCACGAAUAAAUCUGUAGUAUUUAAAACGAGCAAGACAUGCAAGAAACUGAGCUCAGUUUGUAAGAGGUAAUAAGCUUUUAAAACCACGAUGACCAUCAAAACACAUGCCGCUCUUCUAGCCAGCCCAGGUCUAGGACACUUAACUCCCACAGUCGAAUUAGGUAAACGUCUUACUACUCACCACGGUUUCCACGUUACCAUCUUCGUCGUCACAACCACCACCAAUUCCUCAGAAACAACAAAAUCACCUAUUCUUCAACAAACAUCCAACCUUAAUGGACUCGACAUCAUUUUUACACCUCCUGUCGAUGUCUCCGACAAACUUGACCCAAAAAACCCAUCCUUAGGUUUAAGGAUCACCUUAACUAUGCUUGAAUCCAUUCCUUUUAUUCGAUCUCAAAUCUUAUCCAUGAAGUUUCCACCGUCGGUUCUCAUCGUGGACCUCUUCGGUUUUAUGGCUUUACCCAUGGCACGUGAUCUAAACAUGUCUACCUACGUUUUCUUUGCCACCAACGCUUGGUUUUCUGCUGUUACCAUGUAUCUUCCUUUCAUCACUAAGGAAGCGUUUUCAAGGCACGCUAAUAAUCAUGAACCGCUUUUGAUUCCGGGUUGUGAACCGGUUCGGUUUGAAGAUACACUUGAAACGUUUGUUUCUCCUUGGGGGCCUAUUCACGACGGAUACGUUAACGCGGCAAGAGAUAUACUGUCCGUUGAUGGGAUUUUGAUGAACACGUGGAAGGAUCUGGAACCAGAAACUACUCAGGCAGUUAUUGAUAAUGAUAUUUUGGGACAGUUUGCAAAAGGACCGGUUUAUCCGGUUGGACCGCUUGUGAGAACGGUUGAACCGGUGGAGAAGAAGGAGGGAGAAAGUGAGAAUUUUAUUUUCAGUUGGCUUGACCGGCAACCGGCUGAGUCGGUGAUUUACCUGUCAUUCGGGAGUGGUGGGACCAUGUCGGAAGUUCAGAUGAUAGAGUUGGCUCACGGGUUAGAGCUGAGUCAGCAGAGGUUUGUUUGGGUGGUGCGGCAUCCCGUGCAAGGUGAUGCAUCUGCGGCGUUUUUCGACGCGACGAAGGGUGGUGAUGGAUCGAUGGUGGAAGAUUAUUUGCCGGAGGGGUUUGUGAGCAGGACGAAGGAUGUGGGGAUUGUUGUCCCCUUGUGGGCCCCACAGGCUGAGAUUUUGAAACAUCCUGCGACGGGUGGUUUCGUGACGCAUUGCGGUUGGAAUUCCGUGUUGGAGAGUAUCCUUAACAGUGUUCCGAUGGUUGCGUGGCCGCUUUAUGCAGAACAGAAGAUGAAUGCUACUAUGUUGUCUGAGGAGCUUGGGGUUGCGGUGCGGGCAACGGUGGCGGAGGGAGGGGUCGUUUUUAGGGAACAUAUAGCGGAGCUGAUUAGAAGAGUGAUGGUGGAUGAAGAAGGUAUAGCAAUGAGGGUUAAAGUUAAAGAGUAUAAGGUAAGUGGAGAGAAAGCUUUGUCUGGGUUUGGUUCUUCUUAUGAAUCGCUUUGUCAGAUGGCAAAAGAAUGUGAACUUGAUUAUGUCAAUCAUUCUGAUGAGGUGAAAGCUAGGGGUGCUUAGGCAAUAUUUUUUAUAGCUAAUUUGCUCUUUGAGUUUUCCUUCAUCAACUUAAUAGUAAGUUUUGUUUUCCUUUAAUAAUAUGCUAUCCUUAAUUAAAAUUAGGGGUGUUCAGAUCCAAUCCAAUCCAAAAAAAAAACCAAAAACCGAACCGAAAAAACCGAAAUCCAAAAAAACCGAUUUUUUUUUGAUGUAUUUGGAUCACCAUGUUGCAUAACCGAUCGGUUCGGUUCGGUUUACGGUUGACUUCAUGAAAACCGAACCGGUCCAAACCGAACCGGUAUUACUUCCAUUUACUCAUCCUAUUAAAUUAAUUAUGUUAGCCACCACUAAUUUCUCUAGAGAAUCUCAAUCACUUCUGUAGUUUCCCUAUUCAGAUUUUGAAUUAUACGCAAAAUUUGUCUAUCAAUGUUGCAGGCUGUGAUUUUGAAACUAUCAAUUAUGCUGUCAUUGAUAUUUUUCUUGAA